Rhodofomes roseus is the source of this 2346-nucleotide messenger RNA. Its product is annotated as oligosaccharyl transferase STT3 subunit. The transcript has 12 exons. The record is from RefSeq and is a predicted model, not a curated record. Lineage: Eukaryota; Fungi; Basidiomycota; Agaricomycetes; Polyporales; Fomitopsidaceae. Gene Ontology annotation, cellular component: membrane. Gene Ontology annotation, molecular function: dolichyl-diphosphooligosaccharide-protein glycotransferase activity. Gene Ontology annotation, biological process: post-translational protein modification. The coding region runs from base 1 to 2346 and encodes 781 amino acids.
AUGCCGCUCGCAUACUCCUUGCCGACGGAUUUGUCGCCGGCGACGGUCGUGAACGCGUCCUCGCUGUUGCGUAUUGUGGCUCUGGCUCUUAUUUCCGGGGCAGCCAUCGCGUCACGUCUCUUCGCGGUCAUCAACUUCGAGAGUGUCAUCCAUGAAUUCGACCCGUGGUUCAACUAUCGCGCAACCCGGGUCUUAGCUUCGGAGGGCUUCUAUGAAUUUUGGAACUGGUUCGAUCCCACAGCAUGGUACCCGCUGGGACGUGUUGUUGGAGGGACCAUCUACCCUGGGUUGAUGGCUACCAGCGGAGUCAUCUACAGCAUACUGCAUGGACUCAACCUGCCUGUCGACAUUCGCAACAUAUGUGUCAUGCUUGCCCCUGGGUUCAGUGCUCUCACGGCAUGGUCCACAUACAUGUUUACGAAGGAGAUGAAGGACGAGAGCGCCGGCCUUCUCGCCGCUGCAUUCAUCGGAAUUGUUCCGGGUUACAUUUCUCGUUCCGUGGCGGGUUCAUAUGACAAUGAGGCCAUUGCCAUAUUCCUACUCAUGUUCACGUUCUUCCUCUGGAUCAAGGCGCUCAAGACGGGCAGUGCCUUCUUCGGCACCCUCGCUGCUCUGUUCUACUUCUACAUGGUAGCCGCCUGGGGUGGAUACGCGUUCAUUACGAACAUGAUCCCGCUGCAUGCGUUCACGUUGAUACUCAUGGGGCGCUUCAGCAGCCGCCUGUAUGUGGCGUAUUCAUCGUGGUACGCCAUUGGCACCCUUGCCAGCAUGCAGGUUCCAUUCGUCGGAUUCCAGCCCGUGCGCACCAGCGAGCAUAUGGCGGCGUUGGGUGUCUUUGGCCUUUUACAGAUCAUCGCCUUUGCGGAGCUUGUCCGUGCGCAUGUCUCGUCAAAACAAUUCCAGAGACUGCUCUACGCAUCCGUCAUCGGAAUGGGUAUUCUAGGAGGUCUCGCGAUCGUCGGCCUGACGUACAAAGGUUGGAUUGCACCGUGGACGGGACGUUUCUAUUCCCUUUGGGAUACAGGCUAUGCGAAAAAGUAUAUCCCGAUCAUCGCCUCGGUCUCGGAACAUCAGCCGACAGCAUGGCCAUCGUUCUUCAUGGACCUGCAGCUCCUCAUUUUCGUCUUCCCCGCAGGCGUCAUCUUGUGCUUCCGUGAGUUGCGGGACGAGCACGUCUUCGUCAUCAUCUACGCUGUGGUGGCUAGCUACUUCGCUGGCGUCAUGGUGCGGCUCAUGCUGACCCUUACGCCUUGCGUGUGUGUCUGUGCCGCUGUGGCGUUUUCCUCCGUGUUGGACACGUACAUCAAUCCUGUGGAGCCAGACGCCGUUGAAGAGGAGGCAGAGACAGCUGGAGACGGCGCCGUGAGCGCGAGUUCGACUGCUGUUUCUACAAGCUCCGGGUCCGCGACGAAGAAAGGCAAGAAAGCUGCACCAGCGGCACAGCCCGGUCCGCUUGGCGGCCUCGUCUCUACGGUCAGCGCCGUCGUGUCUACCAAGAAAGGCGAAAAAUCUCGAGGCAUUUUCGGCGGCGAUACCCGCCUCGCCGUACUCCUCAACGCGCUCGGCAUGCUCCUGUUCUUCGUGCUUCACUGCACGUACGUGACGUCCUCGGCGUACUCGUCCCCUUCGGUCGUGCUUGCGUCGACGAACCCUGACGGCAGCCAGCACAUCAUCGAUGACUUCAGGGAGGCAUACUACUGGCUUAGGCAGAACACGCCGGAGACCGCUGUCGUCAUGAGCUGGUGGGACUACGGAUAUCAGAUCGCGGGUAUGGCAGACAGGCCGACCCUGGUCGACAAUAACACCUGGAACAACACCCACAUCGCGACCGUGGGUAAGGCCAUGUCCAGCAGUGAGGAGGUGGCCUACCCGAUCCUCCGUAAGCACGACGUCGACUACGUUCUCGUCAUCUUCGGUGGCCUACUCGGUUACUCUGGUGACGACAUCAACAAGUUCUUGUGGAUGGUCCGCAUUGCUCAGGGCGUGUGGCCAGACGAGAUCCAGGAGCCCAAUUAUUUCACGGCGAAGGGUGAGUACAAAGUUGAUGACGGGGCGUCGAACACCAUGAAGAACAGCCUGAUGUACAAAAUGUCCUACUACCGUUUUGCUGAGCUCUUCGGUGGCAAUCAAGCGGUGGACCGCGUCCGGGGGCAGCAGAUGCCUAAGAUAGGCCCGACGCUAGACUACCUUGACGAGGCCUUCACCUCGGAGAACUGGAUCGUCCGUAUUUACCAGGUCAAGAAGGAAGAUCCGCUGGGUCGUGACCUCAGGACUGCCAACGCGUUCGAGCAGGGCAAAAGGCGUAAGCGGUCGAAGCCUGUGGCUAGGCGACGGGCCAUUGUAUAG